AUUUCUAUUUGGAAAUUACACGUGUCGGUUACUGAUAAAUAAAUAUUUAUAAGUUCUAAGUUUGGGUUUGUUAUAUUGCUUUUAAGAGAGAUCCAGAGGAUCGUAUGAUGGAUGAAGAUUACAUAGAGAGCAGCGAUUCGUCGUCAAACACUUCGGCUCAUCUCCAGCUACCCCCCGGAUUCCGAUUUCACCCCACCGACGAGGAAUUAGUGGUUCAUUAUCUCACAAGAAAGCUUUCUUCUUCUCCUCUUCCGGCUCCCAUCAUUGCUGAACUUGAUUUGUACAAGUUCGAUCCAUGGGACCUCCCAAGUAAAGCAGUAUUUGGGAAGAAUGAAUGGUAUUUUUUCACCCCAAGAGAGAGGAAAUACCCAAAUGGAGCAAGACCAAAUAGAGCAGCAAUUUCAGGGUAUUGGAAAGCAACAGGAACUGAUAAGCCAAUAAUGAGUUGUAAUUAUAAUAUUAACAAUAAUGGAUCAAAUAAUAAUAAUAAUAAUAAUAAUAAUAAUAAUAAUGGAAUUCAAAAGGUUGGAGUUAAGAAAGCUUUGGUGUUUUAUGGUGGAAGGCCUCCCAAAGGUGUCAAAACAAAUUGGAUUAUGCAUGAGUAUAGGCUCCUCCAUCUUCCUAAUAAUAAUCCCAACCCCCUUCAUCCUCACCUCACCAAUCCAACAAAACCUUCUCUCAAGCUUGAUGAUUGGGUUUUAUGCCGAAUUUACAUGAAAAACAUUGCACAAGCAUCCAUCAUAGACCGUGAAAUGGAGGAAUUAUCGAGAGUGGCAGCGAGGCCACCGAAGACGGUGGUCGGCGGAGGACACAAGGGCACCGGAAACUGCUACAUGGACGUGGUGGCUUUAUCAACCGAAGGUGAUCACGACAUAAUUAAUAAUCAUCAAAACAAUUCAAAUAAUAUCUCGGAAUUACCAUCAUCCAACUGCAGCUCCAAACGCGGCCUUACAUGUCAGCUUUGGAGCAGCGGCGGCGCAACCGCAUCCAACGAGGGCGGAAAGCCACUCCGGCUUGAUCUCAUGAAUAGCUACAGCGGCGGCGCAACUACGGCCGGGACUGAGGAAAAUACCGUCUCGUAUAUGUCUCUUCUAAACCAACUGCCGGUUCAAAACGCAGCGUUUCAAUCCGGUGCGCCACUCAUUGGCUCACUGAACGACGGCGUUUUGAGGCAGCACUUUCAACUCCCCACCAAUAUUAACUGGAACUCUUAAAUCAAUUUAAGGUAUUAUUGUAAAAUUUAAAAAGAAAAUAUAUGAUUAUAUAAAUAUCAAAUUUAGGGGAUA
Molecule: messenger RNA, 1286 nt
Organism: Cucumis melo (muskmelon)
Lineage: Eukaryota; Viridiplantae; Streptophyta; Magnoliopsida; Cucurbitales; Cucurbitaceae
Product: NAC transcription factor 25-like
Exons: 3
Coding region: 105-1214 (369 amino acids)
Biological process (GO): regulation of DNA-templated transcription
Molecular function (GO): DNA binding
Source: RefSeq, a predicted model, not a curated record